AUGGGAGGAAGUUUUGUGAUUAUUAAUACUUAUGCUAUUGGAAGAGAUCCUGACGCGUGGGAAAACACAGAUGAGUUCUUGCCAGAGAGGUACUUGGACAUUCAGAAUCCAGAGGUGAUCGCGUUUGAAUUCGAGCGUAGAGAGUGUCCAGGAAUUGUAAUGGUGAUAGCCGAGCUGGAACUUGCAUUGGCAAAUCUUGUAUACAGAUUUAAUUGGGAAUUGCCGGGUGGAAUGAAGGAAGAGGGUCUUGAUUUCGAGUGUGAGCCUGGACAUUUUAUGCAUAAGAAGAAUCCUUUCUUACUUGUUCCCAAGAUUGCCAUAUAA
Salvia hispanica is the source of this 324-nucleotide messenger RNA. Lineage: Eukaryota; Viridiplantae; Streptophyta; Magnoliopsida; Lamiales; Lamiaceae. The record is from RefSeq and is a predicted model, not a curated record.